UCGAAAUUCAUUAAAGAAAAACCACUCAGAAAUACCGGAAACGAAACCCUAAAAAAAAAAAAAAACUCCAAAAUAUCGCGAUAAGUAAUACGAAACUCCCCAAAAAUCUUUUAUUGCAGCCUCCGUUUUUCUCUCCGUCGAGAUAGAAGAGAAGACCAAUCUCUCCCUCGCUGUCGACGUACAGAACCACACAACAUUUUUCUUAUCCUCAUGGUACGAGAAAAAGAUGUUUGUUGGGAAUAUGCUGAAAAAUUAGAUGGAAACAAGGUGAGGUGUAAAUUCUGCCUGAGAGUUCUGAAUGGAGGCAUUAGUAGGUUGAAGCAUCAUCUCUCUAGGCUUCCAAGCAAAGGCGUAAACCCGUGUAGCAAAGUAAGGGAUGAUGUGACUGAUAGGGUGAGAGCUAUUAUAGCAUCAAAGGAAGAUGUUAAGGAAACAUCUAGCACCAAAAAGCAGAAGCUGGUGGAAGUGAAAUCUCCCGGAAAUGUUUCUGCGAGCAAAGCCCUUGUGUCUACAGACACAACAUCUCCGGUCGCAAAAGUUUUCCCAGCUGUCACUCCCGUAGCUCCUCCCUCUUUGAACAGCCAAGAAAAUGCGGAGAGAAGCAUUGCCCUGUUCUUUUUUGAGAAUAAGCUGGAUUUCGGUAUUGCUCGCUCUUCGUCCUAUCAGCUAAUGGUUGAUGCCAUAGCAAAGUGCGGUCCUGGAUUCACCGGUCCAUCCGCUGAAACUCUCAAGACUACAUGGCUGGAAAGGAUCAAGUCAGAAAUGAGCCUACAAUCAAAAGACAUUGAGAAAGAAUGGAUGACAACAGGCUGCACUAUAAUUGCCGAUACAUGGACUGACAACAAAUCAAGAGCUUUGAUCAACUUUCUAGUUUCGUCGCCCUCCAGGACCUUUUUUCACAAAUCCGUUGAUGCAUCCGCGUAUUUUAAGAACAUGAAAUGCCUUGCUGACUUAUUUGAUUCAGUCAUUCAAGAUUUUGGCCCGGAUAAUGUUGUACAGGUUAUAAUGGAUAGCAGCUUCAACUAUACCGGUGUCGCAAACCACAUUUUGCAGAAUUAUUCAACGAUUUUUGUGUCUCCUUGUGUUUCUCAGUGCUUGAAUCUAAUCCUAGAGGAAUUCUCAAAGGUAGAUUGGGUGAAUAGAUGCAUUUUACAGGGUCAAACCAUAUCAAAGUUCAUAUAUAACAGUGCCUCUAUGCUUGAUCUAAUGAAAAAGUACACUGGAGGACAAGAACUCAUUAGGACCGGUAUUACGAAGUCUGUAUCCAGCUUCCUUUCACUACAGUCUAUCUUGAAGCAAAAGUCGAGGUUGAAGCAUAUGUUUAAUAGCCCUGAAUACUGUACAAACUCCUUGUAUGUAAAUAAACCACAGAGCAUAUCAUGUAUUUCCAUCGUUGAGGAUAGUGAUUUCUGGAGGGCGGUGGAAGAAUCCGUGGCCAUAUCCGAGCCUUUUCUGAAAGUGUUGAGGGAAGUCGCCGGAGGGAAGCCUGCGGUGGGUUCUAUAUACGAGUUAAUGACAAGGGCAAAAGAAUCUAUAAGGACGUACUAUAUAAUGGAUGAAAACAAGUGCAAGACAUUUUUAGACAUAGUAGACAGGAAGUGGCGAGACCAACUCCAUUCACCUCUACAUUCAGCAGCAGCAUUUUUGAACCCUAGCAUUCAGUACAAUCCAGAAAUAAAGUUUCUUAGUUCUAUAAAAGAAGACUUUUUCAAAGUUCUGGAGAAGCUACUCCCUCUUCCCGAAAUGAGACGCGAUAUCACCAGCCAGAUAUUUACUUUCACAAAGGCGAUGAGUAUGUUCGGCUGCAGCCUAGCUAUGGAGGCGAGAGAUGUGGUUUCACCUGGGCUUUGGUGGGAACAAUAUGGUGACUCUGCGCCCGUGUUGCAACGAGUUGCAAUCAGAAUACUUAGUCAAGUUUGCAGCAGUUUCACUUUCGAGAGGCAUUGGAGUGCAUUUCAGCAAAUCCACUCCGAGAAACGCAAUAAGAUCGAUAGAGAAACGUUGAAUGACCUUGUGUACAUAAAUUACAAUCUCAAGUUAGCUAGACAUACAAGAACGAAAUCUAUAGAAGCCGAUCCGAUCCAAUUCGACGAUAUUGAUAUGACUUCAGAAUGGGUAGAGGAGAGUGAUAAUUCGAGCCCGAGUCAGUGGCUCGAUCGGUUUGGUUCUGCUUUGGAUGGGAGUGACUUGAAUACAAGGCAGUACAAUGCUGCGAUAUUUGGUUCAAACGAUCACAUAUUUGGUUUGUGAUUCGGAAACCACAAGGCUUCUCUGUCUCGGCAGAUUAAUGACUUGAUAUAGUGGCCUAUUGUAAUGUUCUAUUGUUUCCUGUAUAUAAGUAGAUUUGUUCCUGCUUUGUAAUUUAUUCGAUGUCUGAAAUACUUAAUUGGGUGGAUAACAAUCUCCCCCAAAUCUGUGCAAUUAUGUUGCUUCUUUGUUAUUUCGCUUUGCUGUGUAUACGUAUUACGUACGGGCAUCAGGACUUUAUACACAAACAAGUUGU
Molecule: messenger RNA, 2503 nt
Organism: Morus notabilis
Lineage: Eukaryota; Viridiplantae; Streptophyta; Magnoliopsida; Rosales; Moraceae
Exons: 4
Coding region: 211-2250 (679 amino acids)
Molecular function (GO): DNA binding; protein dimerization activity
Source: RefSeq, a predicted model, not a curated record